Molecule: messenger RNA, 1717 nt
Organism: Plutella xylostella (diamondback moth)
Lineage: Eukaryota; Metazoa; Arthropoda; Insecta; Lepidoptera; Plutellidae
Source: RefSeq, a predicted model, not a curated record
UAGCAACAUUAAUUGUCUGUGAUUAUCAUCUAUGUUUUCUAUAUUUCAUAUCAUUGUCUAUGUUCAACUUCCUCUUCCGUCUCUGCUCUUCACACGAAAAUACACGGAUCAAUCACAAUUCCCGUUUAUUAUUACUCCCACGAGCUUCAAGCACCCCCAGGGCCUACAAACCAACCACAUACAGUCCACUCCGCUCCAUGGUCCUUCUCGGAUCGAGGAGUAAGCUGGGAAGUACGACAAACGCAAAAUCCGUGCGAACUAUUUUCGAGCUUCGCGCCAUACAAGUUCAAAAAGGGCGCCAUCUUGCAGCUCCACGCAAAUUAUCCAUCGUGGUGUGCAACAAGAACGCAGCGGAAGGUGCAAUUUCGAUCGUCGAGGUUGGCAAGACUGCGCUGAGAUCAGCGCCACCAACAACCAAUCAGCGAGCGCGAAUCUGCGAGUCUGCGCUGAGAACAGUGCCAUCGACCAAUCGGCGCGCGCGAUUCUGCGGGCCGAGAGCAUCCGGCGCACGAAGAUACCGCCGACUGUCAGCCGAGCCGCCGCAGCCGUCAAAGUCGCAAACGCAAAAAGCAAAACAGAAAAAAAAUCAACUCACGCCGCCAUUUUUCGGUUGACAUCGAACAAUAUUUAAGUAUUAGUGACUAUAAGUGCUAAAAGUUAAGUGGUGCAAUUGUAUUUACAACCAAAAAUGGAUUUAAAAAAGCUUAAAUCCGCAAGGGGCUUCGUAAAAGAUGGUUAUACGUCUCGGGCAUAUCAACUCGAGCGGGACCUGGACGCCGAACCCAGCCUGGAGGAUUUACUCUGCUAUCUGGACAAAAGGGCUCUGGCGCUGGAGGGCACCGACCAGGGUCUUCACCAACAACAACCCCAAGCAAGAUACGGGAAGGUAGCAGCACACGCAGCCGCAGCUGACAAGCCGCCAACCUGCUUAAAUUGUAAGUCGACAAAUCAUAAGCUAUUUAAUUGCAAACAGUUUCAGUUGAUGGCGAGCAAGGAGAGGAUAGAUUUUGUUAAACAAAAUAAGCUGUGCAAUGUCUGUCUUGGUGCGCAUUUUUCAAAGUGUAGGUUUCACUUCAGAUGUGCUGAGUGCAAAGGACCCCACAACACUCUGGUGCAUUACAAUGAGCCUGCCCUCGCACCUCCUGUUACUUUAACAGGCAAUAAUAACAGUAAUGUACUUUUACCCACAGCUAGAGUGAAGGCUAUUGCAAAGGAUGGUACAGAGGUUCAUUUCAAAGCACUACUGGACAGUGGAUCUCAAGUUUCAAUAGUCACCUCAAAACUAGUCCAGCUCUUGGGUUUAACUCCCAAACAAAGUGCCACAAAUAUAAUAGGCAUAUCAAAUGCAAAGAACCAUUUGAAAUACUGCGUCCCGUUGGAGAUUCAUUCACUGAAAUCAGCCUUCAAGACCACAGUAACCUGUCACGUCACCGAUCAGAUUACCUCUCAACUGCCCCAAUCUAAAAUCAAUUUAGAUGAGUUACAGCUUCCAUCUAACAUUGAAUGGGCAGACGAGCAAUUCAAUGUGCCAAGUGACAUUCACAUGUUAAUGGGUGCCAACAUAAUGUUUCAGGUGCUAUUGCCGGAGAAGAGCAGUGUGACUCCUGCCAACAACAGCGGGAAGCAGUCGCCAGCUCAGAAUGAUCUGCACAUCUUUAACACACACUUCGGCCACAUCAUCGGAGGGAGUCUGCCCACAGGUAGUGCUAAAAUGUGA